Messenger RNA from Triplophysa dalaica, 4842 nucleotides. It is a transcript of the gene arhgap42b, whose product is annotated as rho GTPase-activating protein 42. Gene Ontology annotation, molecular function: GTPase activator activity; protein binding. Lineage: Eukaryota; Metazoa; Chordata; Actinopteri; Cypriniformes; Nemacheilidae. Gene Ontology annotation, cellular component: cytoplasm. The record is from RefSeq and is a predicted model, not a curated record. The transcript is spliced from 25 exons. Gene Ontology annotation, biological process: signal transduction. The coding region runs from base 127 to 2835 and encodes 902 amino acids.
GUGAAGAGAGGGAAGAAAAACUUUCACACACAAACUUUCAUGAUGCGGUUGAUAGUGAUGAAGAUAAACUGUUUGAGAAAACACUGAACUGCACUGCUUUUGCUUUAAAGACUGUGAGAUCUCAUCAUGGGACUGCCGACUGUAGAGUUCAGUGACUCUUUUCUGGACAGUCCGGACUUCAGAGAAAGACUAAAAUGCCAUGAAAUCGAGCUGGACCGAACCAACAAGUUUAUCAAAGACUUGAUAAAAGACGGAAACCAGCUGAUAAACGCGCUCAAGAAUCUCUCUUCAGCUGUGCAGAAGUUCUCUCAGUCUUUACAAGAGUUCCAGUUUGAAUGUAUUGGUGAUGCGGAAACAGAUGAUGAAUUAAACAUCGCUCAGUCCUUUAAAGAGUUUUCCCAGCUGCUUAACACCAUGGAAGAGGAGAGAAGACGGCUGAUACAGAAUGCAGAUGAUGUUUUGAUCACUCCCUUGGAACGAUUCCGGAAAGAGCAGAUCGGAGCAGCAAAAGAGGGAAAGAAGAAAUUUGACAAGGAGACAGAGAAGUAUUAUUCAACACUGGAAAAACAUCUCACCCUGUCAUCCAGAAAAAAAGAAACAGCUCUACAAGAGGCUGAUGCGCAGAUUGAUAAGGACAGACAACUCUUUUUUGAUGCCUCGCUAGAAUACGUCUUCAAAAUUCAGGAAGUCCAAGAGAAGAAGAAAUUUGAGUUUGUUGAGCCGCUUUUGGCCUUUCUGCAGGGCCUGUUCACAUUCUACCACGAGGGAUAUGAACUGGCCCACGAAUUUGAGCCCUACAAACAACAGCUACAGUUCAACCUGCAGAAUACAAGGAACAACUUUUUGAGCACAAAGCAAGAAGUCGAAAAGCUGAUGAGCAGAGUUCGGUCUGCAGAUCAGGACCAGCAGCCCCCGGGCCAGUGGACCAUGGAGGGCUACCUCUACGUACAGGAGAAACGACCUUUGGGUUGCACGUGGACACGCCAUUACUGUACAUACGAUAAGAGCCUUAAAACCUUCAGCAUGUGCAACACGGAGGCGAAGGCCACAAAUAAACAGAAUGGAGUCACAGCGAGUUCUUCAGAGAUGUUCAAACUGAAGUCCUGCAUUAGAAGGAAGACAGACUCCAUUGAUAAACGCUUCUGUUUUGAUAUUGAGGUGGUCGAAAGAAAUGCCACCUAUCGUGGAACUCUUUUCAGACCACUGCAAUUUUUCUGUAAAGUCCGGCAUGGCAUCAUUACGCUGCAGGCGCUGUCUGAAUCCAACAGGAGACUCUGGCUAGAAGCUAUGGAUGGCAAAGAGCCGAUAUACAAUCUUCCUGCUAUUCUAAGUAAAAAAGAAGAGACAUAUUUAAAUGAAGCUGGCUUUAAUUUUGUGAGGAAGUGUAUACAGCUGGUGGAGAUGAGAGCAGGGCUCAGCACUAUGGGUUUGUACAGAGUUGGUGGAAUAAACUCAAAAGUACAGAAGCUCAUGACCACUGUCUUCUCACCCAAAGCAGCUCCAGAUAUGGAUCUUGACCCAGAAACCUGGGACAACAAGACCAUCACCAGCGGCCUGAAAAACUACCUCAGAUGUCUGUCUGAGCCUCUUAUGACAUACAAGCUCCACUCAGACUUUAUUAUGGCAGUCAAAUCUGACGACCAGAACUACAGAGUGUGUAUGAUUCACGCGCUUGUGCAUAAACUACCUGACAAAAACAAAGAGAUGCUGGAGACUUUGAUCAAUCACUUGCUCAAUGUGUCCACUCACAGUGACAGUAAUAUGAUGACUGUGUCUAAUCUGGGUGUGAUCUUCGGCCCCACACUGAUGCGCUCGCAGGAGGAAACUGUUGCUGCGAUGAUGAACAUCAAAUUCCAAAACAUUGUGGUUGAAAUUCUCAUAGAAAAUUUUGACAAGAUAUUUCACCAGGCUCCCGAUCAGAACAUCCCGCUGCCCCAGACUCAGUCUCAGGCCGGGUCACGCAGGACCAAGGCCAUUUGCCUCAUGAGUGGACCACGCAAACCCAAGAGCCUCUACACACCCUCACUGUGCCUGGCAGAUGCAGACAGUGACACGUUCAGCAGUAGUUCAGGCAGCACACCGAUGGGAAGCAUGGACUCUCUCUCUUCACACUCUUCAGAACAGAACAGCUCCUCCAAGACCCACGCUGCACCGCAGCCCAAAAACAAACCUCCCUUCCCCGGUCUGCGGGAGAGCCCUUCCUCUCUCUCGUCAAGUGAGCAGCAGGGUCCCACCUGCACCUACAGUCCAGAGCCCACCUGCAGAGAGGACACUGGGCGAGCGGACGGAGACUCUGAAGAUUCACAAAGUGUAAGCUCAGUCCCAGCAGCUGCCAGAUCUUCACCGGCACCCAAGAAAGCUCCUCACUCAGAAAUAAGACUGAGAUCAGCAAUGCUUAAUCGCUCAAGUGCUCCCUCUCUGAGGUCCUUAUGCAGCAUUGAAGGUCGUAGGAGCUGUGUGGGGUCUGUACCGAGUCUACCAUGCAUGGAGCAUAAAGAUGUCAGCAGAGGCAUUAACUGCCACGAUCUUCCGCCUAAAAUGGUCCUGCGUCGAAAACAGGACAACAACAACUCCAGCAAUGGCUAUCAGCGACCAGGAUCUGUGGUGGCUGCCAGAGCAUUGCUUUUCGAGAACACAUCAGGCUUAAAACCCCCUCCUAUGGGAAGAGAUGCCAAAGCAAUAUAUUCCUGUGAAGCAGAGCACAGCAAUGAGCUGAGUUUCCCCAAGGGGGCGCACUUCUCUAAUGUGUAUUCCUCAGUGGAACCGGGCUGGCUCCAAGCCACGUUUGAGGGAAAAACAGGACUUAUUCCAGAAAACUAUGUGGUCUUCCUUUGAAAACUGCGGCCCAUAAGAGUGAGACCAAGAAGGUCAUGGAACCCAGGGUAACAUCAAUUUCAGAUCAAGUAUUUUUGGAAUAUUUCAAGCAUUGGGGAAUCAAUCAACACUGUACAAAAAUCCAGUAAAACAAAAUAAAUUUUCUUGCACCUGGGGGGCUUGUAAAAAUAUGUAUAAUAUUUUUUUUUCUGCAAAAAUUACAUGUUUUCCAGUAAAUUUGUGAUCUUUUCUUUAAUUUUACAUUAUAAGUGGAAAAUCUGUAAAAACAAAAUCUGUAAAAUUACUUUUUGUUUCACAGUGUAGAUCAUACGCCAUCACACAAUAGCAUUGAAAAUUAGGAGAACUGUAUGAUGCAGCACAUGAAUGUAUAAAUCACAGCUGUAGUUCUCCGUAAAUAUGUUUCAAACUUCACUGGUAGAUGAAGCUGCUGGUUGGAUUCGAACCAAACCCUUUGAGUUUAAUGAUAAACCGAUGUAAAUACACUGAGAUCAAGCCUGCUGUCUGCUGUUAGAAUACUGUAGUCAUGAAAUGGAUUCAGGUUUAAGAAACAUUUUCUUAUUGUUUAUUGCCUUAACGUGAAACUUCAGUUCAGAGCAAUAGUUAUGUGUGCACCUCUUAGACAGCAAUUAAGAAAUGAAUCUAUAUUUUCAGGCCAAAUUCCUAUUUGAAUUGCACAUUCAAUACAAUGUCAAUUGUAAAAGUUAAUUUGAAAAUUUGGUGAGAAUUUUAUAUAAGCCUUCAAGCCCCGUUAGUUUACUAAAAUGCUCAUCAUUCCCAAUUAAAAUCACUCUUUGUUUUCAUACACAGAGGUGAAAAGUACUAAAGUACUUCUUUACAUUGUGAGCCUCUUCAGAUGAUGUAAACAAAGUAACUUCCUGUUUCAGUUUUUUUACAAUACACAAACAUUUGAAGAAAAUUCAACCUACAGAACAUUUAUAACCGAAUCAAUAUGUUAAAGGUCCUGUGUGUAAUUUUGUGGAGGAUGUAACUAAAGAAAUGCAAUAUAAUAUGUCUUCAGGGGUGUAUACAGACCUUACAUAAUGAAGCGUUAUGUUUUUAUGACCUUAGAAAUAGCUAUUUCUACCUAGGCUACAUACACCGCGGGUUACACUUACAUAAAUUUACAUGGAAUUGGCCAUGUUGUUUCUACAGUAGCCCUAAACGGACAAACUGCACUACAGAGCGCGUUUCGUAAAUCCGUUAUCUCCUUCUGCAAAGAAUCGAAAAUGUGACGAAAUCUUAGUCCUGUGCAGCCACCAUAGUUAAGCCUUUAAAAAUCUAGUAUUUUCUUACACAAGUUACAGAAUAAAAAUACUUGAGCAAGUUUAGUAAAAAUACUACUGUUCACCUCUGGAUACACACAGUAUAGUAAAUUAAAAUAGUUUUUGAACGUAGGCUAUACUUUAUUUAUAAAUAUGCUUUAGGUGAGAGGUUGUACUGAGAGGUUGUGCUUGGCAGUUGUAAUAACUAAGAAAGAGGUGCACAGCCUAAAAGUUUGGGAUUCUCUGGCUUUGAGCGUUUUGUAACAAUAGUCUUGGUAUGUUCCGUACAUUCAGGUCUGGGCCAAAUGUAAAAUAAAACUAAUGCUAAUGCUUAAGAGACAAGUGAGUUGUUAUGAAUUAAUUAUACAUUAUACCAUGGUCUGUCUCAGUACUCUAUUCUAAUUGGCCGGAAGGUGUGCAUUAAAACCUUUUAAUGCACGGCUAGUUAUGGAUUAUGCCUGAAUGUUUCAAUCCUUAUCAUUCAGAUUUGGUUCAGUCCACUCACCAGUAUGGUACGUUUUCACUGUUUGUUCGAGGUCCCAUAAAUAUGUGGAAUAAUCCACGUUUCCUCCUCUUCCAAAUGGAGGAACAUACAUAUGUACACACAAAUUGCAUAUAUGUCAUCUGCACCGAUGAAAUCGUAUCUUGAAGCCAAAAUAUAUCUGAUAGAAUCUUAUGCUUAAAUAAAGUGGAAAUCAUGUCAUUUUAAAUGUUUUUUUUUCUUUGAAUGUUAAUAAAUUUGUUA